This is a messenger RNA of Aspergillus novofumigatus IBT 16806, 1167 nucleotides long. RefSeq names its product putative pyruvate dehydrogenase E1 component alpha subunit. Lineage: Eukaryota; Fungi; Ascomycota; Eurotiomycetes; Eurotiales; Aspergillaceae. Gene Ontology annotation, molecular function: oxidoreductase activity, acting on the aldehyde or oxo group of donors, disulfide as acceptor. The transcript is spliced from 5 exons. The record is from RefSeq and is a predicted model, not a curated record. Bases 1 to 1167 code for a protein of 388 amino acids.
AUGCUUACAAGGAACUCGGGGCUCAAAAAGUCAUUACCUUGGGUUAGCUCGACGCUCUUCUGCGCCAAACGUCGCUUUCUGGCACAGGUUGCCAAUGUGCGGAACGUACCUACUGAAGAUGGCAAGCCCUUUGACGUUCCUAUACCAGAAGACAGCUUCGAGACGUAUCAUUUCGACCAUCCCCCAUACACAGUAGGAACCACAAAAAGGCAGCUCAAGAACAUGUACCAAGACAUGCUUACGAUAAGACGAUUGGAAUUAGCUGCCGACGCUCUUUACAAACAAAAGAAGAUUCGUGGAUUUUGUCAUUUAUCAACUGGCCAAGAGGCAGUCGCUGUCGGCAUUGAAUAUGGCAUCAGCAAACAAGACAAAUUAAUCACUGCAUACCGCUCUCACGGAUUCACAUUUAUGCGAGGAGGGAGUAUCAAGUCUAUUGUUGGCGAACUACUUGGACGACAGGAUGGCAUAUCCCACGGCAAAGGAGGCUCUAUGCACAUGUUCUCUCAUGUACCAGUCGGGGCUGGAAUAGCCUUUGCUCAGCAGUACAAUGACAGGGAUAAUGUCACGAUUGAUGUGUAUGGUGACGGAGCAGCAAACCAAGGUCAAGUCCAUGAGGCUUUCAACAUGGCGAAAUUGUGGAACCUGCCUAUUUUGUUCGGCUGCGAGAAUAAUAAGUACGGCAUGGGGACCUCUACUGAAAGAGCGUCUGCAAUGACUGAUUAUUACAAACGUGGUUUAUAUAUCCCUGGUUUAAGAGUGAACGGCAUGGACGUCCUGGCAGUAAUGGCAGCAGUAAAACACGGCAGAGAGUUUGUUAGAGCUGGAAACGGGCCCUUGGUCUAUGAAUAUGUGACAUAUAGAUACGCCGGGCACUCAAUGAGUGAUCCUGGAGUCGCAUACCGGACUCGCGAAGAGUUAAAGGCGGAGCGUGCCAGUGACCCAGUUUCGAACUUUCGCGGGCAGCUGAUAGAUUGGGGCGUCAUCACGGAGGACGAAGCAAAAGCAAUUGAUAAGAAUGUGAGAGAAAAGGUAAAUCAUGAGGUGGCAGAAGCCGAGAAGAUGCCGGAACCUGAGCCGAGCCUGGAUGUUUUGUUUCAAGAUAUUUAUGUCCGUGGGAGUGAGCCUGACCAGUACCGAGGACGUACCGUGGACGAGACGCGCUAUUAG